AUGGCUAAUGUGCUUCGCAGAAUGGACAGUGAUGUUCCUGCAAUGGGAUUCUUCCAUGGAUUAAUGCUUGAUGCAAAGAAACAUAUUGCUGUGAGGUUUGACAAUGAUGAGAGCAAGUACAAAGUUGCUUGGGACAUCAUUGAUAAAAGAGCUGCUGUUAUUACAUGCAUUUGCAAGAUGAUUGAGGACGAAGAAACCCAAGACACUGUAAUUGAAGAACUCAACAUGUAUCAAGAUCAGCAAGGAUCUUUCGGCCAUGAGAUUGCUAUAAGGCAAAGGAGAAACAAGAAUUUUAAUCCAGCAAAAUGGUGGCUGAACCAUGGCACCAGCACACCAAAGUUGAGAACUUUGGCAUCUAGGAUUCUUAAUUUGACAUGUAGCUCAUCAGCUUGUGAGAGGAACUGGUCAGCUUUCGAAGAGGUUCAUACAAAGAAGCGCAAUAGGCUGCUGCAUGACAGGAUGAGGGAUCUUGUGUUUGUGAAAUUCAACUCUAAACUAAGGAACAAGAGAGAGAACAAAAACAGAGAUCCCAUAGAGAAAGAAGUAGAUGAUGUUCUUGCUGAUUAUGAAAAUGAGUUCAUCACUGGGAAAGAACCAACUGCAGAAGCUGAUGAAGAACAAGAGAAAGCUCAUGAAGAUGCAUCGGAAGAGGCACCAAACAGGGCAUCAUCAUCACAGGGACAAGCCAAAAGGAAGAGGAGUUCUCGGCCUAGGAAGAAAAUCAAGACCGUGAGCCUGCAGUCCUUGAUGGCUAUGCGUGUUGAAACAAUGCCGCAAGCUGCUUCUUCUUCUGAAUCGGAGUCUGAUAAGUCUCCUUCAAAUUCUGGAGAAGAAUAG
Aegilops tauschii subsp. strangulata is the source of this 837-nucleotide messenger RNA. Lineage: Eukaryota; Viridiplantae; Streptophyta; Magnoliopsida; Poales; Poaceae. The record is from RefSeq and is a predicted model, not a curated record.